AACCUAUUUUGGCUUUAUUUGAGGGAAAGAUUAAUAGCAAUGCCAACGACCGCGUUCGAGAAGAUAGAGGAUUAUCGGGGGCUUGCGUAGACUUUACUUACACAGUCCUGGAUCUAUGUAUUGUUGUUGUCGCUCAAUCGAAACUUGAGGACCCAAAAGAUGACGCUGCCCAACUUAUGUUCGAGCUCAAAGGUGCACAACAAUCAAACAAGUUAAAAGGAUUUCCCCUCAGAACCAUCAACGGCCUACUGUGCUCAAGAGACUCAUGGGAGAUAUGGAGUUGUGAUGUCAAUGGUGAUUGCAGUAGAAGUCAGCCACUUCCAAUGACUAACCACAGCAAGGAUGUCUCCUUGAAAAAUCUCGGGUUUCUUUUUGAAGUUGUCUACCACAUCUUUUUUGAAGCAUACAUAGGUGCUAUUGAGGCUUUAAUAAACCGCAGUGAGAUGCACCUUCCAGCAAAAUCACACCAAUGGCAGGCCUCAUUACACUUAGGCACGGAUGCAUUCAACAUGGCAAGAGUCGCAAAAGACAAUGUUCAAUUCCAUGAAGCUAUCAAGAAACUACAGGAAAGCUUUGAUUUAUUACCUGAUGAGCACGAUCGUGAAUUAGGUGGGUACCUUGAGGCAUUCAAGAGUGCUAUAUCUAAGUGAUCUUGUAUUGCCAUAGCCUUUUUGCUCCCACAGUUUUC
Molecule: messenger RNA, 688 nt
Organism: Puccinia graminis f. sp. tritici CRL 75-36-700-3
Lineage: Eukaryota; Fungi; Basidiomycota; Pucciniomycetes; Pucciniales; Pucciniaceae
Exons: 4
Source: RefSeq, a predicted model, not a curated record